GAUAAGAGCAACUCCAUCUUGACCGAAGACAUGUUGGCUAAGGCUGGGUUCGAAGGCGAACCCAAGCCAGAGGAAGAGCCCACCAGCGAGGGCUCCAGCGAGGGCUCCACCAGGUCCAGAAGAAAGAGAAGAGCUCAGACCUCCAAGGACCUCCAGAGAGAAAAGUAUGCCAACUGGUUCUACAUACUGUCGUUUCUCGGAGCUGGUGCUGGUGUCGGUUACAUGACCCGGAACUGGGACUCGGAGGACGAGCAGAAGUCGCUCGAUGGCCUCCAAAUCGACAACGGCUACACCCCUGGCUUGAUGUAUGAGAGAUUCAACAAGAGAUGGUCUUCGUUGUUCACGUUCUUCUCUGAACCCAUCUUCGAGCAGUUGUUGCCUCCACCAGCUCCUGAGGGCUACCGUCGUCCGUUGACGUUGGUGUUGACCUUGGACGACUUGUUGAUCCACUCGUCUUGGGACUCCCUGAACGGUUGGAGAACUGCCAAGAGACCGGGUGUGGACUAUUUCUUGAGAUACUUGUCGCAGUACUACGAAAUCGUGGUGUUUGCCUCCAACUACGAGAUGUAUUCUGAGAAUGUGGUCAAGAAGUUGGACCCCAUGCAGGCUGCCAUCCAGUUCGCCUUGUACAGAGAGGGAUGUCGUUACAAGGACGGUAAGUUGAUCAAGGACUUGUCCUUGUUGAACCGUGACUUGGCUAAAACCGUGAUCGUCGAGGUGGACGAAGAUGCCGUCUCCUUGCAGAGAGAGAAUGCCGUGAUGGCCCACAAGUGGGACGGAAAGGCCGACGACUACUUGAUUCUGUUGAUCCCAUUCUUGGAGUACUUGGCCACCCAGCCAUCCCAGGAUGUCAGACCCAUUUUGAACUCAUUCCAAGACAGGUACAAGAUUGUGGACGAGUUCCAGCAGCGUGAGUUGAAGUUGAGAGAACAGUGGAAGAAGGAAAACAACAAGCCAAACGCCGGAAACUUCUUGGCCUCAAUGUUGGGCGCCCCUGCAUUGGCCAAGGAGCCAAAGAUGCCUUUGGAUGUGAUCAGAGAGCACGGCCAGUACCAAUACGAGCAAUACGAGAAGUUUGUGGAGGCCAACAUUGCCAAGGCUCUCGAAGAGGAGAAGAAGAUGAAGGAGAAGCUCGGUAAGACCUCCUUGAACAAGGUGUUUGACGGUCCCCCAAGUGCCGAGGAAAUCGCUAGAGUCCAGAAGGAG
Messenger RNA from Suhomyces tanzawaensis NRRL Y-17324, 1206 nucleotides. It is a transcript of the gene TIM50, whose product is annotated as protein translocase subunit. Gene Ontology annotation, molecular function: phosphoprotein phosphatase activity. Lineage: Eukaryota; Fungi; Ascomycota; Pichiomycetes; Serinales; Debaryomycetaceae. The annotation marks the transcript as partial. The transcript has a single exon. The record is from RefSeq and is a predicted model, not a curated record.